GACAAGUUAAAACAAGUUGCGGUGCGCGUUUUCUCCAUAAAUGCGUGUAUGGUGCGCGCGCUUCACAAUACGCGUUAUGUGUGCCACAAAUACGAUUUUUUCGCCGUGUGAACAUCUUCAAUGACAGCUGAUUUGCUUGUUACAGUGUGCUUUGCAGACAGCUAAAGAGGUAGCGAUGGAUGACAGUUGGGACGACCCCGAAGGUGAUGAUCUGAUAGCAAAACUUGAGUGUGACGGUGUCCCCGACUCAAGACCUCCUCUUUAUAAGUAUCGAAAUGGUCGGGUAUACGUGUCAGAUUUGUCCAGUCAAAUGUACUGCGAGCAGAAACUGUUGUACACGCUCAUCGGAGUACCUCGUUUGAAAGAAAUGGGCUAUGACGUUGAAGAAGGUGAGAGCCCGCAAGUCACUCGUGGUUCGGAUAUCCACAUGGCAAGACAGCUCGAAGUUCAAGAUGUGGUUACUGUGCACACAGAGACGCGCGAGGACAACAUUGCCGUCCUAUUCCUGAAUCUGCUGCAGUCUGUUCGCUCUUUACUCUGUGGUGAGCCAAUUGCCCGAGAAGUGCCUGUGUUUGGGAGAGUCCUUUACGGCGACAUCUUUGUCAACGGAGUCGUAGAUGAAGUGCGUUGCGAUAGAGAUACUCUUCAAGUCGACAUCGUUGAAUUGAAAACGAUAAGGAGCACGAGACUACCAAGCGCACAGGUUCGCCGCUCGCAUAGGUUACAAGUUAUGUUGUAUCACCAUCUGUUAAGUAACCUUGUUCAAGGAAAUGUGGACGUUAAUGAUAUCGAAAAAGGCUUUCGCGUGAACAUGGAUGUGAAGUUGAGCUCAGUGGUGCUUGAGUUGUUGCCGCUGGAAGAGCGGCAUAUGAACUCCCUUAGUCAUCUGGUGCCGUUCGUAUUGAGUGCUGUUCAAGGGUUACCUCUCCCCAGCCAAUUACUUGUGGAGUAUUUCAGUCAGGAAACCAACAACACGCUGCGUUUUGAAGGUGUUGAGUAUAAUCAGAAGUGGUUGAUGGGUACUCUGCAGGAGUUGUUUCCAUUCUGGACUGGCGAGAGGCCUGCAGAAGGAGUUCAUGACAUCGAAGAUGCAUGGAAGUGUAAAUGUUGCCCAUUUCAAAGUAUUUGUGAAUGGCGUCAGGCCAAAGAAGCUGAAUGUAUUAAGCGCAAUUCGAGGUGCUUUGUGCAAACUAAAUAAAAUGGUUGCAGCUGCAUGUGAACUUUUCUCUAUUCCAUUGCCGCCUAUUAUUUGUUACAUUGUAUUUCCUGUUCAAUAAUUUCGUCUAGUACGGUUUUAUCAGUAGUGUCGCAACGUGCAAAUUAGCAAAAUCGGUUGGUGCCUCCAAUGUGCCCUAGUGGCGAGUGAACAAGUUAGUUAAGUUGUUAAAGUCAUUGCUCUUGGCAUUGAUCUAAUCUCGUAUAAGACUGUUAGAGUUGGCUUCUCCGGAAAAAGCACAUUUGUUUUGCUAAGCACUAUGCUAUGUAUUAACUUGCUGAUAUAGUACCCAUACUUCACCCAACCUUGCACAAAGCUAAAGCAAAAUGACAGUGAAAUUAAGAAAAACUAACUUUUGUGGCGUAUUCAUUAUAUUAGAACUCUCGGUCUCGAUAAUUCAUGCAACACAAUCUUUUUUUUUUAGUCGAGUGGUACCCGUAACUAAAUGAAAGCCAGAAACUACUGCAGUUAAGUUUGUCAGUAGGGUGAGGGAAACAAACAUACACCUCACGGAGUCGUUCAACAGCAGGAUAUACUUAAGAAAAUGUGGAUCAAAAUCCUGUGUUCAUCAGUUUGUUGUCACAUUACAUAUUGUAAGUGAAAUCGAUGAAAAGCAAAUUGUGCAAUUAUGGUCAUAUUCUCUCAAUAAUUAAAAUUCCUGAACCUCGAUACAAAGGCACGGAAGUAUCUCACUUGUCACAUUAAAAUUUAUUCUGCAUCAUUAACAUUGUUUUAUGUCAACAUCAGAUAUGUAAGUUGAUCUCUUGACAUAUGUGGAUUGAUGUGUUUAUCCCUCAACUAUUUACUGCACUUUUGAAACACGGGAAGAGGCUUUUUUUAUAGAUUUUAUUGCAAACAGUGAAAACAUUUUUUUAUUGUAAACUUUCUGAGAUCUCCAAGGCCACAAAUUCGUACAUUCCAAUUUAUCUUGGGUAACUGUUGGAAUUGUGCUUUGUGUAUGAUUUCUUACAACUUUCUUGACAAAGUAUGGGAAAACUCAGUUGAAACAUGCACUACGCAUUUUUCUUUGGCAUUAGUUACUUGUACCCACUAUAAAUGUAGUUGGCAAAAACUAUAUUAAAAUUAUAGCAUUUGCA
Messenger RNA from Rhipicephalus microplus (southern cattle tick), 2313 nucleotides. Its product is annotated as exonuclease V. Gene Ontology annotation, biological process: interstrand cross-link repair. Gene Ontology annotation, molecular function: single-stranded DNA 5'-3' DNA exonuclease activity. Gene Ontology annotation, cellular component: nucleus. Lineage: Eukaryota; Metazoa; Arthropoda; Arachnida; Ixodida; Ixodidae. The record is from RefSeq and is a predicted model, not a curated record.